Trifolium pratense (red clover) is the source of this 840-nucleotide messenger RNA. RefSeq names its product zinc finger protein 7-like. Bases 1 to 840 code for a protein of 279 amino acids. The transcript has a single exon. Lineage: Eukaryota; Viridiplantae; Streptophyta; Magnoliopsida; Fabales; Fabaceae. The record is from RefSeq and is a predicted model, not a curated record. Gene Ontology annotation, biological process: negative regulation of abscisic acid-activated signaling pathway.
AUGACAUCUUCUUCUAGCAACAAUGAACAAAAAACCCAAAGCUCUUCAAACAACAAUGAAGGGAAAAAUGAGAACACAAGUGAAGAGAAUUUACCCAAAAGCUCUUCUAACAACAAUGAAGGGAAAAAUGAGAACACAAGUGAAGAGAAUUUACCCAAAAUCUCUUCUAACAACAAUGAAGUGAAAAAUGAGAACACAAUUGAAGAGAAUUUACCCAAAAUCUCUUCUAACAACAAUGAAGGGAAAAUUGAGAACUCAAUGGAAGAGAAGAAUGCAGAUUCAAGGCUUUUUUCAUGCAGCUUUUGCCACCACAAAUUUUCAACUCAACAAGCGUUAGCAGGACAUCAAAAUGCUCAUCGGGCAGAACGUGCAUUAGAAAAGCAACGGAAAGAAAGGUAUGAUGGUGUAGGUUCUAGCUUAGGGCAUCCAUUUAACCCUAAUUUUAUUUAUCCUACUAGUUUUUUCCCCCCUUGUACCUAUAGGCCACUUGGGGUUCGAAUGGAAGCAUUCAUUCGAAAACCACCUAGUGCUAGCCCUAAUAUUGGUCUUGGUGCUUUGGGUUUGACAGAUAUGUUAAACCCAUCUCUUGUUAGCACAAAAAACAAUAUUGAGGGUUGUAGUAAUGGGGUUGGAGUUCAAGGUAUUGGUGGCGAAACUACUCCAAGGAUUGGAGAUGAUGCUGGUCACAAAUUUGUUGAUUUUCUCAAGGUUGGGGAUUCCUCUAAUGUUGCUUCAACUUCAAAUAUUAUGGACCUUAAUUUGAACUCAAACAAUGAAGAAGAAUCCUCUAAUUCUGAAUCUGAAUCUGAAUCGGAGCUUGAUUUAACACUCAAGCUUUAG